Molecule: messenger RNA, 1299 nt
Organism: Lolium rigidum
Lineage: Eukaryota; Viridiplantae; Streptophyta; Magnoliopsida; Poales; Poaceae
Product: COP9 signalosome complex subunit 5-like
Exons: 6
Coding region: 1-1098 (365 amino acids)
Biological process (GO): protein deneddylation
Cellular component (GO): cytoplasm; COP9 signalosome
Molecular function (GO): protein binding; deNEDDylase activity; metallopeptidase activity
Source: RefSeq, a predicted model, not a curated record
AUGGAGCCCUCCUCGUCAUCGUCGUCGGCGCUGGCGCGGCAGACGUGGGAGCUGGAGAACAACAUCCCGGCGGACCCGGACGCGCAGGACGAGAUCUACCGCUACGACGAGAAGGCCAACGCGCGGGCCCACCAGGACAAGCCCUGGGCCACCGACCCGCACCACUUCCGCCGCGCCAGGAUCUCGGCCCUCGCGCUCCUCAAGAUGGUCGUCCACGCCCGCUCCGGCGGCACCAUCGAGAUCAUGGGACUCAUGCAGGGCAAGUUCGACGGCGACUCCAUCAUCGUCAUGGACGCCUUCGCGCUCCCCGUCGAGGGCACCGAGACCAGGGUCAACGCGCAGGCCGACGCAUACGAGUACAUGGUCGAGUACUCCACCAUCAACAAGCAGGCUGGAAGGUUGGAGAAUGUGGUUGGUUGGUAUCACUCGCACCCUGGUUAUGGAUGCUGGCUGUCAGGCAUUGAUGUUUCAACUCAGAUGCUUAAUCAGCAGUAUACAGAGCCAUUCUUGGCUGUUGUGAUAGACCCUACAAGGACUGUUUCUGCUGGCAAAGUGGAGAUUGGAGCUUUUAGGACAUACCCAAAAGAUUACAAGCCACCGGAUGAGGCAGUGUCCGAGUAUCAGACGAUACCACUCAACAAGAUAGAAGAUUUUGGUGUCCACUGCAAACAGUACUACUCCUUGGAUAUAACUUAUUUCAAGUCAUCCCUGGACUCUCACCUCCUUGAUCUACUCUGGAACAAGUACUGGGUCAACACACUGUCCUCAUCUCCACUUCUGGGCAACAGGGAUUAUGUUGCUGGACAAAUCUUUGAUUUAGCUGAUAAACUAGAGCAAGCUGAAGGUCAACUGGCACACAGUCGCUUUGGCGUACUUAUGCCAUCACAACGAAAGAAAGAGCAAGAGGAGUCUCCGCUGGCUAAGGUGACCCGGGAUAGCUCCAAAAUUACUGCUGAACAGGUUCAUGGUCUCAUGUCACAGGUGAUCAAGGAUAUCCUCUUCAACUCUGUGCACCCGUCAAGCAAAAACAAGGCAAGCACAAGUGCAGACACAAGUGCUCCAGAGUCACCUGUGCCUGAGCCUAUGGUUGAAGCAUGAGAGUUCCACUGAAAUACUUUACAUGUUAGCCUCUUCUGAUGCUGGGUUCACCUACAGCGAGUCGUUUUAUUAGUUCAAAUCGUGCCCAGCAAAGUUAUCUGAUUCAAACUGCUUACUCUGGGUUCCUUUUGUCGAAACUGAACUGAUGUGUAAUUAUGAGCUGCCUUUUGCAUCUUGUGCCGCCACUAAGAGGUUCUGUGA